This is a messenger RNA of Symsagittifera roscoffensis, 5064 nucleotides long. RefSeq names its product hemicentin-2-like. Gene Ontology annotation, cellular component: plasma membrane; cell-cell junction. Gene Ontology annotation, biological process: cell-cell adhesion. The coding region runs from base 419 to 4816 and encodes 1465 amino acids. Lineage: Eukaryota; Metazoa; Xenacoelomorpha; Acoela; Convolutidae. Gene Ontology annotation, molecular function: cell adhesion molecule binding. The transcript has 26 exons. The record is from RefSeq and is a predicted model, not a curated record.
GUAUUGCAACAGUGCGUUUUUCCGGACUUUUUUUUCAAUGCUGGCAGUACCAGAAUUAACCAACACAACUGCUUUAAAAAAUCGUCUCCUUUGUUUGGAAGAGUUUUUUUGAGCUUGAGCCUUUGUGACGUUUUAACAAAAAAAAGGUUGUUUCCACAUUUUUUUUUUCAUUUUUGUUUCCCUUGGCGCCUCAACCAAAGCAAUUAAAACGUUUUGAAUCUCAUAAGAUUUCGAGGAAAAACAACUAAUUGAAAUUUUAUUUCAAAUUAGACCCUGUGAGAUUCUAUUUUGAAUACUUAGAUCUGAAUUUUGCUCAAAUUGAAGCAAUAAAGAUCUAAGAAACCAUCUUUUCCAUUUAUGUUCAAUUACAAGACCUGUUGAUUUCUAAAAAAAUUAAAUCGCUUCAAUUUGGUUUAAAAUGGUUUUUGUGCUAUUGCUUAUUUCAAAAAAGCCGGUCUUUAUAAGAAACUUAGUGGGGUUAAUGAUGACUGUGUGGGGAUGUAGUCGAGGGGAGAACCUACAAGGGGGUCUUCGCAGCAGGGGGGACAGUCUGUUCAUUGACGAUGGCGACGGACGCAAUAUCUAUCUUUUCCAGCCUACAAACUUGUACAUGCAUGACGAGUACAUCACUCUCCCCUCUGAGGUGGAAGCAGUCACUGGGGUGGACGAUGACGUCACUAUCCGGUGUCGCUUCGGGGGCUUCCAGCCGCCCCGGCCAGAGAACAGCCACAUGUGGAGCAUCAGCUGGACCAAGCUGGGACGCGACUUCUCCCUCCUCACGAACUUCGCCGGGCAGAUAUUCAGCAAAAAUGAGGACAGCAAGUAUUCGUUUGUGAAUAUGUCGGAUGGGAGUGGGGAGUGUUCUAUGCGGAUAGGCGACGUGGGGGAGGGGGACCAGGGCAUCUACCAGAUAGAGAUCAAUUACAAUGUGCCCCUCAAAAAACAAGUCUACCUAUAUAUGACAGAUCCGGCUGGUCCGACGGGGGUGGUGGUGAACAGUACUCUAGGGGAUGAUGGGAUGAUUCUGCAGAACGAACCGACAGUCAAACUGAACUGCUUCGUGUUCGGAGCACACCCCAAGGUGGGGUUUGUGGUUUGGAAAAAGGACAACGACCUGUUGAAUAUGUCAUCACUAGCUGGCAAGACGACCGAUGGAGUCAUUGGUCCCCACCCCUCAUCUUCAUCAUCUUCGACCUCCCCCCGCCGCUUCAUGACUGCAGCAGAAAAACAGGGGCGCCACUUCGAGCAUUUCUCCCUCACUCUGCUCAAUGUGCAGUUGGAUGACUCUGGUCUCUACAGCUGCGAGGCCCACAACCCCUUCGGAUCUGUCAAGGGCAGCACGCGCAUCAACGUCCGAAGCCAGCCGAACAUUGAGUUCAAAGUGGUCCCCUCCCCCUACGCCAAGGUGGGGGAGCGGAGGGUGCUCCAGUGCAGCGACAGCCACGCCUCCUUCCCGGAACCCACUCUGCAAAUAGAGCAGCAGUGGGACAGCAAGAUGCUGGCCAAAUCCAGGGGCCACUUGACCGCUUUUGUCAUUGGAAGGGUGGGUCGGGAUCAAGCGGGAGUGUACGAGUGCAAAGCGGAGAAUGAGGAGGGAAAAGUGAUGGCUGUCACUCAGCUUUUCGUCCAGUACCUGGACAUGUAUCUGUUGGUUCCUGCGAUUGGACAGCCCAAUGGAUCCCUUCUAGUAGCCCAGGAUGACCUCCUGUUUGUCAGCUGUGUCGUCAAGUCAUCCCCCCGCGCACACAUCUCCUGGAUCAGAAAAGAUAACCCCAGUAAGAUUCUGGCUGAGACGGACGGGGCCUCUGAGCUGGCUCUGAAAGUGCAGCCGGUCACCAAGAAGGACGUGGGGGUCUACAGGUGCACGGCCAAAGUCACCUUCCACGACAAGUCAGCGGAGUUCCGAUUCAGAGACGUCCGCAUAUCAGUCAUAAGAGCUGCUCGUAUUCUGCGAAUAGUGCCCACACCCGACAAAGAGAGCGUGAUCACUUUCAACGAAGACGAGACUGCGAGAGUGCAGUGUGUGUUCUCGGAUGGAUACCCCCCUAGCAAGGCCCAGUGGCUACUCAAGGGGGACCCAGUACCCACUGUCACAAGAUCCACCUCGACUAAGGCUAAAGAAACACAGGGCGAGACGAAAGAGGGUGAGGGCGAGGAGGUUGUACAUGUGCUCACACUCAUUCUGCAGAAGUUAAGGCCAGAGGAUUCUGGUCGCUACAUCUGCGAAGUGACCAACAGUGAGAGCCCCGCCUCAGUGCGCCAGGUGGACGUGGCCGUGAAAACUGUUCCGCGGGUGGUGCUGCAGGUGUUGCCUCUCUCGGUGGCAGUGCAGGGGGAGAACAGGACAGUCUCGUGUGUGGACACAGCCAACAGCUACCCUCCCCCCGAAAUGUACCUCAGCCAUCACGGCCAAAUGGGCACGGUAUUGAAGAGUAGCAGCAACCACUCUCUCAUCUUCCCCCUGGACAACAUCCAGCCCCACGUGGGGGGAGUGUGGACUUGUGGGGCCACUAACGAGGUCGGAAGCUCCGUGGAGGUCAACACUACCGUCAUUGUACACUUCAAGCCAGUGCUGGAGUUGACAGCAGACAAGACAGAGUUGAAGGAGGGGGAGACAUUUGAGGCGAGUUGUGUGUCCACCUCCUCCCCCUCCCCCACCCGCAUGCAGUGGCUACACCUCAACACAGGCAUAGUCCUCACUCAAAUACCCCUGGGCGGCAACCCCAAUCGACGCACCCACUCUGUACCACACUACAGACGGAAAACAGACGCGGCCUUCCCCUCCUCCUCCGUGACGAAACUGGACCUGGUGCUGCCCCGCAUCUCCCCCCAGAAGAGUGGCACUCUGGUGUGUGUGGGGGAGAAUGAGAUGUACAAUGGACAGAGACUGGUCUCCAGGAAGUCACUCAACCUCACUGUUCAAAAUCCUCCAAAAAACAUGCAUAUUUACCCCCACGUGGACAAAGUAACUGCUGCGGAGGGGGACGAUGUGCAGCUUAAAUGUGUGUACGACGAAGGACUCCCCGCUUCCCUCACCGAAUGGACCUUCAGAUCCCACGGAAGGAUCACAAGUGCUGCGGGUGGCCAAAAAGGAACGCCUGGAGUUUUUGGUGGCGCUUCGGAGGACUUGGUUCGAGUGUCACCUUCCAGGUCCAAAGUGGUGGAUGGGAUUGGGUACUCGUGGCUGGACGUGAACAGAAUCACCAAGUACCAGUCUGGAGUCUACACCUGCAGCGCCUGGAGCUCGCUUUUCCCCCUCAAAAUCAACAAGACCAUAUCAGUCGAUGUAGUGUAUCCCCCCACCAAGCCCAUCCUGGAGCUGCGCUCCCCUCAAACCCUGCAAUUUCCGAGGGGGACAUUGAAAGCGAAGUGUACCUCCAACUACAGCAACCCGAAGGCAGUUAUCCACUGGUAUCUGGAGGGGGUGCAACUGAUCGACGAACAGGGGGGAGGGGACACUGUCAUUGUCAACUCAGAUGACUUAAUUGAGGAAGGGGAGACUGGAGAAAGAGUGCAGCUGAUGGCCACAUCUAGUCUGGCUACUCCGGCUCUGAGGAGCAUGGACGGCAAGAGUCUCUGGUGCCAGGCACACAACUCCAGAUUCCCAAACUCACACUCCAUGUCCAACAGGGUACCCCUAGAAGUACUCUUUCCGCCUGAGAUUAAAUACACGAAGAAUGCCUACCCGAUGUCACACGAGUCAGCUACGAUUGAGUGUCUAGCUCAUGGCAAUCCGACCCCCACCAUUAACUGGUACUACGACUACCCCUCCCCCUCCUCCAACAAAGGACCCCUCAACACCACAGACAACGUCAAAAUCGUCACGGAAGUGAACUCUAACCGGAAGAAAGUGUUGGGCAAAUUGACAGUGGAGGAGAUAGGCAAGAGUGGCAGUGGGGGCAGGGGGUUGUUGGGAUCUUACAGGUGUGAGGCAACGUCCGCCCUCUCCACCGACUUCAAAGUGUCCGAGAUAGUCAACAUCACUGAAGCUGUUCGACCGAGUGCCCCGUCGGUUACUGGAGUGGCUGAAAAUGUUGGCAUGCUCUCAGUCAAUGUCACGUGGCAGCCGCCCAGAGACCAGUCACACCUGAAGAACGCAUGGUUCCAGGUGGGCUACCAGACUGAGUACCGCAGCUUUUCUUCUCCUAUCCACCCUUCUCAAGGUCACGUCGGGGGUAGUCAGUCCCCCCAACCCCAUCCGUCGGAGAGCACGAUUGUCACUUCGGUAGUGGAGGAACAGAUUCCUCCGAACGUGUUCGAGUACACAGUAAAGGGUCUCGUGGGAGGAAGGAAGUACACCGUGCUUGUGAGGACUUGCAACAAAGUCGGCUGCAGCAAUUCCGACUUCAAAUCCAUUCUACUUUCAUUCGUCUCAAAGUCGUCUCUCGUUGUCUCGCCCAAUUCGGGAGGAAGUACCCCACGACAUGGAGAACUGGGGUCUGACUCGGCUCAACUAGGGGUAAUCGGAGGGCGAGACGGGGGUCCCCAAAUGACCAUUCUGGAAAUCAUCUUACUCCUGGUGAUUGGAUGUCUCUCCAUUGCUCUUUUGUAUCUCUUGGGAAUGCUGAUGCUCUCAAUUCGAAAGAUAAAAACUCUGCAGGAGAAGACUCGAAUCCUCGACACCCCCUCAUUUGCAGCCAUGCCUAAUGAUUUCGUAGUUGGCACUAAUUGUAGCUCACCGCAGAAAAUUGGGCCUCGUAUGAUGGCAUUUGGAUCUUCGCAUGAUUAUAGUCACACUCAAAGAGGAUUAGGAUCUCCCCCUUGUCAAACUACGACUCUACUUCACGGUUCAUACAGGGACACAUCUCGCAUAUAGACGAGAGGGGAGGGGGACAUCGUACUCAAAACAUGACUGGAUGUACACCAAAAAGGAACCAUACAAAGAGACAUUAAUUGAAAUUGAAUCGCCUGAUUUACAAUUUUCCUAUUUUUGUAAGGUUUAUUAAAAAUUGAUGUAAUAUCUCAUAUAUAUUUAUUUGCAAGAUUCCCAAUUAUUUAAUCAGAAAUAGUGCAAUUAAUGUAGCUCUGCAGUCUAUUUAUUCAAAAAUAUAUUUCGCCUCCAAA